AUGUGGUCUGGAAGCUUCAACUCUUCCCACAGGAAUGGAUCCCACCAGCAAAACCACACAGUCGUGACUUAUUUCAUUCUUCUGGGGAUCCCUCACAUUGAAGGUCUGCACACCAUCCUUUUCAUUGUCUUCUUAAUCUUCUACCUCUGCACAUUGUUGGGAAACAUGAUGAUUAUGAUGGCUGUGGUCUUCAACUUUCACCUCCACACUCCCAUGUACUUCUUCCUCUGCAACCUCGCCAUCUUGGACAUUGGCUUCUCAUCUGUCAGCACCCCUAAGGUGUUGGCCAACCUUUGGGGACAGAGCAGAACUAUCUCCAUGGGAGGAUGCAUGUCCCAGGUCUUUUUCUACCAUUUUAUGGGAUGUUCCGAAUGUCUGCUCUAUACCGUCAUGGCUUAUGAUCGCUACAUUGCCAUUUGCCACCCACUGCGGUAUCUGGUCCUCAUGAACUGGAAGAUGUGUGUCAUCUUAGCUGUUGGUGUCUGGAUCAGCAGUUCUGUUCAGGGCAUUGUUCUUACCAGCCUCACAUUCAUACUGCCUUACUGUGGCCCCAACGAAAUAGACUAUUUCUUCUGUGACAUUUUCCCAGUAGUCAAAUUGGCCUGCGCUGAUACUACGACCGUUGAAACUGUGGGUUUCAACAACAUUGGCAUCGUGGGGAUGACCUGCUUCCUUCUCAUCCUUCUGUCCUAUGUCCGUAUAAUCUACUCCAUUGUGCAGAUGAACGCCGGAGAGGGGCGACGUAAGGCCGCCUCCACUUGUGCGUCACAUCUUCUGGUGGUUACGUUCUUCUUUGGACCUUGUGCACUGAUUUAUACCCAGCCAUCGCUGAGUGGGAUACUGGUCACGCCAGUCCAGAUCUUUGGCAACGUAGUCACACCCAUGCUCAACCCGAUCAUCUAUACUCUACGGAACAAGGAGGUGAAAGCAGCUUUGAAGAAAAUAAUGGGGACAAAACUGCUCCCCUUGUUAACUUUAGAAUAG
Eublepharis macularius is the source of this 984-nucleotide messenger RNA. RefSeq names its product olfactory receptor 958-like. Gene Ontology annotation, cellular component: membrane. Gene Ontology annotation, molecular function: olfactory receptor activity; G protein-coupled receptor activity. Gene Ontology annotation, biological process: G protein-coupled receptor signaling pathway. The transcript has 2 exons. Bases 1 to 984 code for a protein of 327 amino acids. The record is from RefSeq and is a predicted model, not a curated record. Lineage: Eukaryota; Metazoa; Chordata; Lepidosauria; Squamata; Eublepharidae.